Pochonia chlamydosporia 170 is the source of this 3276-nucleotide messenger RNA. RefSeq names its product heavy metal translocating P-type ATPase. Gene Ontology annotation, biological process: monoatomic cation transport. Gene Ontology annotation, molecular function: ATP binding; metal ion binding; ATPase-coupled monoatomic cation transmembrane transporter activity. The coding region runs from base 1 to 3276 and encodes 1091 amino acids. The transcript has 3 exons. Lineage: Eukaryota; Fungi; Ascomycota; Sordariomycetes; Hypocreales; Clavicipitaceae. Gene Ontology annotation, cellular component: membrane. The record is from RefSeq and is a predicted model, not a curated record.
AUGGGCACCGGAUGCUGCUCUAGCGGAGGAAGCAACAACGCCGCCCCCGCAGCUGGCUCCGAUCAGCACCACGGUGACGUUGACUCCCAUCACGCUCAUUCGGAUCACAACCACGCAAACCACGACCACGACCAUGACCACGGGCACGACCACGGGCACGACCACGGGCACGACCACGGGCACGACCACGGGCACGGCUCGGACUCUUGUGCUGUUGAACAGCCCUGCACCCAGGAAGGCGAAUGUUGCGACGACGACUCGUGCUGCGAUGAUUCUAGCCUCUCCGAAACUCUUGCGUGCUGUUCGUCCAACGAAGAGCACUGCGAUGAAAAGUGUAUCGUCGCAGCUGCUGCUCUAGAGUGUGAAAAGACGUGCGAGAUGGAUACGCUUGAGCAGAACGCUACCGACGGCCAUAAACACCAGCACGAUGCAAAUGGCCAUCACCCCCAUGGAGCUUGUAGUUCUCAUCUGGAGAAGGCCUUCAGUCAGUAUAGCGCAUAUCUCGAAUCUGCUCGCUGCAUCUGUCGAAGUGUUCUCGAGCGAGGUUGGUCGACAACUUGCUGCGCAAACCAACCCAAAAAGACCUCCGUGAAGGCUGUUGGAAAUAUUCCUGUCGGCAAAACAGCAUCGUUUGCUACUGGCCGCAAGCUCCACCGACACGAAGGUCCUCAUCAUCACCACGAGAUCAGGCGCCGCGGCAAGAUGGCGGGCCACGGCGAAAAGAAGGACUCCUGCUGCGGCCCGACCAAGGACAGCUGCUGCAGUGAUGACGCCGUAGGUCAUGCCACGAUUGAACUGCUUGACAAGGACAAGGCCGGUGGAAUUAUUCGCUCAAAUGAGCGCGAUGUCGAAAAAGCCGAGGGACUGGAGCAUGUUGCACUCGUUGUCGAUGGCAUGACUUGCUCGGGAUGUGGUAACAAGAUGGCCCGUACCCUCGGGGCCAUCACUGGCGUGUCGUCCGUCAAAGUCAACUUUGUCAUGGGCCACGCAGAAUUUGAGCUUGAUACGUCGAUGAAUACCCCCGACGACGUGAUACGUGCGGCCGAAAAGGCGACAAAUUUCCGCUGCAAUCGCGUGACUAGCGACGAUCAGGUUCUCGACGUUUUGGCAACUGGACCAUCAGCCAAGGCGCUCCUGGAUUGCACCGUAAAGGGCGUUGCUGCCGCCACCAUGUUGAAUAAGAAUACGGUACGCCUCAGCUAUAUCCCAACCACAAUCGGGGCAAGAGAGUUGCUUGAGAAGGUCAACGACCUGACCACGGGCCUGGCUCCGCCUCGCGAUGACCCGUCCAUUUCCAGUGGUCGCAAGAGACUCUACGAUCAGCUUGCGAAGACCAUCGUCGCUGCUGUCUUGACCAUUCCCGUUGUUGUAUUGGCAUGGGGAGAUAACCUUGUCGAAGAACGAACAAGGGCACUCAUCUCCAUUGUUUUAGCCACUUUGGUUCAGCUGAUUGCCAUUCCUGACUUUUAUCGUCCAGCCAUUGGUGCCCUGAUCCAUAGUGGCACGAUUGAAAUGGACAUGCUUGUUGUCAUCAGCAUCACCGCGGCUUACUUGUACUCCAUUGUCGCUUUUGGAUUCCGUAUGGCUGGGAACCCUCUCGAAACGUCGGAAUUCUUUGAGACCAGCACCCUUCUCAUUACACUCGUGAUUCUCGGGAGACUCGUAGCUGCCUAUGCUCGCAUCCGAGCUGUUGAGGCUGUGUCUUUGCGGUCUCUUCAGUCCGCAACGGCAGUCAUUGUUGAAAACGGCAAGGAUAGAGAGAUUGAUGCUCGCUUGCUGCAGUACGGAGAUAAACUCAAAAUUGGGCCUCACUCCACCGUUCCCACUGAUGGAACUGUCGUCAGUGGCUCGAGUGAGAUUGACGAGUCGAUGUUAACUGGCGAAAGCGUUCCUGUUUACAAAAAGACAGGCGACGCGGUCAUAGCUGGCACAGUCAACGGAACUGGUACGUUGGUUGCUCAACUGACUCGGCUUCCCGGCAAGAAUACUGUGACGGAUAUUGCCCAACUUGUCGAGGAGGCACAGAACUCGAAGCCCAAGUUGCAGGAUUAUGCAGAUCGCGUCGCAAGUUGGUUUGUGCCAAUUGUCACCGCGGUUGCCAUCGUUGUGGUAAUUGUCUGGCUGGUUGUCGGUUUCAAAGUUCGUCAUUACAAUACCGGCAAGUCCAUUUCAAAUGCAAUCACGUUUGCCGUGGCGACCCUGGCUGUUUCUUGUCCGUGUGCCCUGGGUCUGGCUGUACCAAUGGUCCUUGUCAUUGCUGGAGGUAUUGCGGCACGAAGUGGUGUCAUUAUCAAGUCUGCGGAGUGCACGGAGAGAGCGCGCAAGGUAACAGACGUUGUUUUUGACAAGACAGGCACCAUUACCGAGGAAACGUUGGAUGUCAUGGAGCAGGUCUUCCUCAUUGAUGACGAGGCAGCAAUGUCCAUAUCGAAAGCGUUGGUCGCAGGGAACAAACAUCCCGUGUCGCUUGCCGUUGCCAAGUACUUAGACCAACGCAAUGUUUCGGCUGCGACUCUGAGCGACGUCCACGUCAUUCCCGGGGCUGGAGUGGAAGCCAAACUCAAUGGGGCGAAGCUUCGAGCAGGAAAUCCGAAAUGGACUGUAACCACCGCUCACGACGAGGUCGCCCAUCUUCAAGACCGUGGAAUGACGCUUUUGGUUGUUACUCAAGAUGACGCGCCUGUUGCGAUCUAUGGCCUGCGCACUCGUCUUCGCGAGGAGGCUGCCCGGGUGGUUUCCCAGUUGACCAGUCGUAAAAUUGCCAUCCACCUAGUUUCUGGUGAUCAGAAGCGGGCCGUUGAAAUGGUUGCUUCUCAGGUCGGGAUCCCAAAUGUGGCGUCGCAAUGCACGCCAGCCGAGAAGCGAGACUACGUCGUCAAUUUGAUGACUGCAGGCAAGACCGUCAUGUUUGUUGGGGAUGGCACCAACGACGCAGUUGCGGUAACGCAAGCAGAUGUUGGCGUCCAGCUCGGCAGCGUUCUGACCGCCAGCGACGUUACUCGUGGCGCUGCCGAUGUUGUUCUUCUGAACGGAUUGGACGGCAUUCCCUUCCUCUUGGACAUCAGUGGUGUCAGUUUCCGCCGCAUGGUGUUCAACUUUGUGUGGUCCGCGGUGUACAAUGUUUUUGCCAUUCUGUUGGCAUCAGGCGCGUUUGUCAAGGUCCGUAUCCCACCGGCGUAUGCUGGUCUGGGUGAGAUUGUCAGCGUAGUUCCAGUCAUUGCGGCUGCCAUGACCAUGUUGCUCAAGAAGUCCAAGGUGUCCGCUCCCAGGGCCUAA